AUGGACACCCAACUGGGAGCACUUCUCUCUUACGUUCGCGUCGUACCCCUAGUGGGAGGACUAUGCCUCCUCAUUCCAAUUUGCUUUCGCAUCUCGGCCUGGUACCGACUGAGACACGUCGACGGACCAUGGCUCGCCUCUUUCUCGUACUUAUGGAUGCUCGCAGUGUCGAUAGGCGCGCGCCAGGCAGCUAGCUACCGGAAGCUCAACCAGAAAUAUGGCUCCCUUGUACGGAUAGGCCCUUACGAUCUGCUCACUGACGACCCCGAGGUUAUCAAGAGGAUGAACGGGGCCCGGUCCAAGUACCGCCGCUCGUCGUGGUAUUUCGCCAGCCGCGUCAACGCGGACAAGGAGUCGGUCUUCAACCUCCUCGACACGGCCGAACACGACAAGCUCAAGGCGCAGCUGUCGUUCGGGUACGGUGGCAAAGAGAACCCGACGAUCGAGGACGACAUCGACGGCCAGCUGGGUGAGUUGGUGGGCCUGAUCCGCCGGAAAUACGUGGCCACCACCGUCCGGAACGCCGACGGUAGCACCACCGAGCUGGCGCGCCCUAUGGACCUCGCGACGCGCAUCCAAUUCUUCACGCUCGACGCCAUCACCAAGGUCGCGUACGGGAAGUCCUUCGGCUUCCUGGCCUCGGAUGGGGACGUCCACGGUUACAUCGCCGCUGUCGAGACUAUCGCUGCCGUCAUCGCCCCCCUCGGCGACCUGCCGUGGUUGUCUCCGAUCGUUUUCAGCAAGACCGUGCUUCGCCUCGUCGGACCAAAGACAACAGCUAAGAAGGGCGUGGGGAAGCUGAUGGGGAUCGCCCGAGACAUCGCCGAAGAACGCUUCCGUCCCGGUGCCAAGGACCGGCUAGACAUGCUGGGUUCGUUUAUUCGGCACGGCAUCACCCGUGAGCAGUGCGAAUCCGAGAUCGUUACCCAGAUCAUCGCCGGCAGCGACACGACUGCCACCUCCAUCCGUGGCACCAUGUUGUGCCUGAUAACGUCGCCGCUCGCGUAUAUGAGGCUGCGCGAGGAGAUCGACCAAGCUAUAGCAGAGGGUCGGAUAUCGUCGCCUAUUAAGGUGAGCGAGGCGAAGGGGCUGGAGUACUUGCAGGCUGUAAUCUACGAGGGUCUUCGAAUCAACAUCCCCUUUUCCGGUCUUACGAUGAAGGAAGUUCCUCCAGAAGGAGACACAAUCGACGGGAAGUUCAUUCCUGGGGGGACCCGCGUGGCCCAUAGCUUCUUGUCCCUGCAGCGCUCGACUGCCAUCUACGGUCCCGACUCGGACGUGUUCCGGCCGGAGCGUUGGCUCGGCCUCAGCCCCGAGGCGCACCGCAAGAUGACGCAGACGACGGAGCUGGUGUUCGGCUACGGCCGCUGGAGCUGCAGCGGCAAGCACGUCGCGUUCCUGGAGCUGAACAAAGCCUACGUUGAGCUGCUGCGAUACUUCGAUUUCCAGCUCGUCAACCCGAGGAACCCGGUGCACACGGAGAACCGGAACAUGUUUUUCGAGAAGGAUAUGUGGGUGAAGAUCACGGACAGAGCCCUGCCCAACCCAGCGUAG
Messenger RNA from Durotheca rogersii, 1554 nucleotides. Its product is annotated as cytochrome P450. Bases 1 to 1554 code for a protein of 517 amino acids. Gene Ontology annotation, molecular function: heme binding; monooxygenase activity; iron ion binding. The transcript has 6 exons. Lineage: Eukaryota; Fungi; Ascomycota; Sordariomycetes; Xylariales; Xylariaceae. The record is from RefSeq and is a predicted model, not a curated record.